AUGCAAUUUUCUAUUAUCGCUCGUAUCAUCUUCUUUUUCGUAUUUGUUCACGUAAUUCAAGCAUACAAAACUACACUUCUAGGUGAUUUCGCUUCAAUCUGUCAUAUAUAUGUUACAGAUUGUAAUGGAGAAGUUUUAAGAGAUGCUGGAAGGAAAGAUUGUAAUCAAGCGAAAAUAUUUGAAUGGGAUGAAGCCCCAGAUAUCUAUUGCCUUCAUGUAUAUCCUAUUACAAAACCCAAGGAUAAUCGUUAUAUUAUGGUAACAAAAAAUGAUUCAUGCAUUGAUGUCUGUGGCGACCUCAUAUAUGGUUGGAAAUUAACACGUAUUGGAAUGAAACCAUGUAAUGAUCCGACUUCCCCACAGCCCUGCAAUUGA
Messenger RNA from Diversispora eburnea, 375 nucleotides. The record is from the annotation of a GenBank genome assembly. NCBI's taxonomy places the organism in Eukaryota, Fungi, Glomeromycota, Glomeromycetes, Diversisporales, Diversisporaceae.